GAUAUGCUAUCACUUAUUCACUCCCCUUCUCUACCAAAGAAGAGAAAGAAGAGAUUGGAGUUUGGUCGCAUGGCGAUUCUAUCUUUAUCAUUUGUUACUUCAAUUCUUAAACCCCAUAAACCCCAUCUCUCUCUUCUCUUCUCUUUCAAACCCACCCCCAUUUUUCAUCUUCAACGCCCCCCAAUACGACGCCGCUUCACUACAGCUGCCAUAGCCACUUCUGCAGAUACUCAACUUUCAGAACCCACUUCACAAACCCAUCAAAAUGCUUCUAUACCAACUUUUCAGCAGGCCAUUCAACGCCUCCAGGAGUAUUGGGCAUCAGUGGGAUGUGCUAUAAUGCAGUGCAGCAACACAGAGGUUGGAGCCGGGACUAUGAAUCCUCUGACAUUUUUAAGGGUUCUUGGUCCAGAACCGUGGAAUGUUGCGUAUGUAGAGCCCAGUAUACGACCAGAUGAUAGUCGUUAUGGGGAGAACCCAAAUAGGCUUCAAAGACAUACUCAAUUCCAGGUUAUUUUGAAGCCUGAUCCUGGAAAUUCGCAGGAUUUGUUUAUUCAAAGCUUAUCGGCUCUAGGUAUUGAUGUUAAUGAACAUGAUAUUCGAUUCGUGGAGGACAACUGGGAAAGCCCGGUGCUUGGCGCCUGGGGAUUGGGCUGGGAGAUAUGGAUGGAUGGUAUGGAGAUCACACAAUUUACUUACUUCCAGCAGGCUGGAAGUCUCCCGUUGAAGCCUGUAUCUGUUGAGAUAACUUAUGGUCUUGAACGCAUAAUUAUGUUACUUCAGGGAGUUGAUCAUUUCAAGAAAAUUCAAUAUGCACAUGGAAUCACAUAUGGAGAGCUUUUCUCAGAAAAUGAGAAGGAAAUGAGUGCAUACUAUCUCGAGCACGCCAGUGUGGAUCAUAUUAAAAAGCAUUUUGACUUUUUUGAGGCAGAGUCACGCUCUUUACUUGAUUUAGGCCUCGCAAUUCCUGCGUAUGAUCAGCUGUUAAAGACCUCUCAUGCUUUUAAUACCUUGGACUCCAGAGGUUUUGUUGGUGUAACAGAGCGAGCUCGUUAUUUUGGCCGAAUGCGCAGUUUAGCCCGCCAGUGUGCAUUAUUAUGGUCUGAAACGAGAGAAUCUCUUGGGUAUCCACUUGGUACUGCUGUUGAAUCUGAAGAUCUAAUUGUUCAAAAAGAAGUUCUGGAGGCUGCAGUUAAAAUGGUGCAAAUGGAACCAAGAUCAUUUGUCCUUGAAAUUGGUACAGAAGAAUUGCCGCCAAGUGAUGUAGCUCAUGCAAGCCAGGAACUACAGAGUCUAAUAGUCCAGUUACUAGAGAAACAGAGGCUGAGCCAUGGUAAGGUGCUUGUGUUUGGCACUCCACGUAGACUGGUGGUGAAUGUUGAAAGUCUAUUCCCUAAACAAGAUGAAAUUGAGGCUGAAAUUCGUGGACCUCCUGUUGCAAAAGCAUUUGACAACGAGGGCAGACCCACAAAGGCGGCUGAUGGAUUUUGCCGCAGAUACUCUGUUCCUCUAGAUUCCUUAUAUAGAAGGGUUGAAGGGAAAACAGAGUAUGUCUAUGUCCGUGUUACAGAGCCUGCACGAUUUGCUGUGGAGGUUUUAUCAGAAAAUUUGCCUGGUGCAAUAGGAAAAAUAUCAUUCCCAAAAUCAAUGCGCUGGAACUCCGAGGUCAUUUUUAGCCGACCUAUUCGUUGGAUUUUGGCCCUUCACGGAGAAGUUGUAAUUCCCUUUACAUUUGCGGGUCUCUUAAGUGGAAAUCUAUCGCAUGGUCUCCGAAAUACAUCAUCAGCUAAUCUAAGAGUAGAUAAUGCAGAGUCUUAUGUCAAAGUAAUGCAGCAGGCCGGAGUUUCUGUUGAUAUUGAGCAACGAAAGAAAACAAUUUUAGAGCUGUCCAAUGCUUUGGCAAAGAGAGUUGAUGGACAAAUUGUGAUGCAGAACAACUUACUUGAUGAGGUUGUCAAUCUCGUUGAGGCACCCGUUCCAGUACUUGGGGAGUUCAAUGAGUCAUUCCUAGUGCUUCCGAAAGAACUUUUAAUAAUGGUUAUGCAGAAGCACCAGAAAUACUUUGCUUUGACUGAUGCUCAUGGAAAACUGUUACCAUACUUUAUAUCUGUUGCAAAUGGAACAAUUAAUAAGAAGGUAGUGCAAAAAGGAAAUGAAUCUGUACUCAGAGCUCGAUAUGAAGAUGCAAAGUUCUUUUAUGAGCUGGACACGGGUAAAAAGUUUACAGACUUCAGAGAUCAACUGAAAGGAAUUCUUUUCCAUGAGAAGCUUGGUACGAUGUUGGACAAGAUGAUAAGGAUCCAGGGUACUGUCAGUGAACUAGGGCUGGCCCUUGGCAUUGACGAAGAUAAACUAAAUACAGUCAGAGACGCGGCAUCAUUAGCUAUGUCAGAUCUUGCUACUGCUGUUGUUACAGAAUUCACUGCCCUAUCAGGAAUAAUGGCACGCCACUAUGCUCUUCGAGAUGGCUACUCAGAUGAGAUUUCAGAGGCACUGUUUGAAAUCACACUUCCACGAUUUUCUGGAGACAUACUUCCUCAAACUGAUGCAGGGACUGUUUUAGCGAUUGCUGACAGGCUAGAUAGCCUUGUUGGGCUCUUUGGAGCUGGUUGCCAACCAAGCUCCACCAAUGACCCAUUUGGAAUACGAAGAAUCUCAUAUGGUUUAGUCCAAGUGUUGGUCGAGAACAACAAAAAUUUGGAUCUGCGACAAGCUUUGGAACUCGUAGCUUCUGUGCAGCCCCUAAAAAUAGACGACAAAAUAAUUGAUGCAGUACAACAGUUUGUGACUCGAAGACUUGAGCAAUUCCUGGUUGAUAAGGGAAUAAGUCCAGAAGUGGUUCGCUCUAUCCUUAAAGAACGUGCAAACUGGCCUUGCCUUGCUGCAAAGUCAGUAUAUAAGAUGGACAGUUUGUCGAGGGGUGAUCUUUUGCCAAAGGUAGUUGAAGCAUACUCCAGACCUACGAGAAUUGUUCGUGGAAAGGAAGAAAUCCUUGUUGAUGCAGAGGUGGAUGAGGCAGCUUUUGAGGCAAAGGAAGAGAAAGUUCUAUGGACGACUUUCCUCCUGUUGAGAAGCAAAAUUCACCCUGGUAUCGAGGUGGAUGAGUUUUUUGAGAACUCUUCACAGCUAUUGCAACCGCUAGAGGAUUUCUUUGAGCAUGUUUUUGUGAUGGUGGAUGACGAAAAACUCAGAAAAAACAGGCUUGCACUACUACAGAAAAUAGCUGGUCUUCCCAAAGGGAUAGUAGACUUGUCACUUCUGCCUGGAUUUUAACAUUUUUUUCGGUUUUGGUCUAAAGAUUUGAUAGAAUCUCAUUCUUACGAUCAUGGAGAAUGUAUACACAAGUUGCUAGUUAAAGGAGGAAUCCGAUUAUCAACAGCUAGUAAAACAAACUGUAAUAGGCUUGAUAUUUGAUUGCGUAGAGGUAAACUGUAUUUCUCAGCUGGGCACCCAUAGUGAGUUGAUAUAUAGAAAUUUUGUAACUUCCAUUGUUUAUAUCAAAUGUGUAUUAACAUAUGAAAAGACCAUAGCUGCCAUUUGGAUUCCCGUUUAGCAUUUGUGUAGUUACAUAUGAGACCCAAUACUAAAAUAUAUUUAAAUAUUUAUCAUCAUUCAAUAAGUUCUGAA
Daucus carota subsp. sativus is the source of this 3627-nucleotide messenger RNA. Its product is annotated as glycine--tRNA ligase, chloroplastic/mitochondrial 2. Gene Ontology annotation, molecular function: glycine-tRNA ligase activity; ATP binding. The coding region runs from base 4 to 3273 and encodes 1089 amino acids. The record is from RefSeq and is a predicted model, not a curated record. Gene Ontology annotation, cellular component: cytoplasm; mitochondrion; chloroplast stroma. NCBI's taxonomy places the organism in Eukaryota, Viridiplantae, Streptophyta, Magnoliopsida, Apiales, Apiaceae. The transcript has 36 exons. Gene Ontology annotation, biological process: glycyl-tRNA aminoacylation.